AUUAAUUAUGGUAUGUUAGUGGUUGAGUAGGCAUUUCCUGUGUUCCAAUCCCUCUCAUGCUCUCUAUAGGUGUGAAGGUAGAUGAUAAACAACUUACCCUUGUGAAUAAUCAUAGAUAUGGCAACUAGAUUUUAGCUAGUCCACUUUGUGACUUAGUCUAAGUAAAAUUAAUAGUCUAUGUUGUUUUGCCAAAUGAUGUUGUUUAAAGAUGAUCUAGAAGAGGAUGACUCUCCUAUUCUCCAGCCUGGGUAUAUUCUGGCCAUCCAAGUGACAGCUGGAAUCACUAGCAUUCUCUCAACGCUGGGGGCAUCUCUCAUCAUAUUUACGUACAUUGCAUUCCGUAAUCUACGAACAACAGCACGUCAAUUGUUAGUCAGUAUUAGCAUUGCCGACAUCAUUGUUGCUAUAUCACAUUUUGUGGGGCUAUUCGCAAACUUUAAACGAUUCAUUUAUCAAUACAACAAUGAGACUUGGAACACAUCUACCACUGACCCACUGUGCAUUACCCAAGCUGCAUUUUCAAUGUUCGGAACACUUGCUUCUUUCCUACUGUCCCUAGCUAUCGGUGUGUAUCUAGUUGGGAUAUUGGUCUGGAAGAAACCAAGAAUUUGGAAGAGACUCGUCCCAAUCUUUUAUUAUAUUUGCUGGGGAAUACCGGCGAUCAUGGUUCUCCCGAAUGUCAUUGGGCACUACUACGGAUUUGCUGAUAUAGGCUGGUGCUAUAUUGCAAAAAAUAGCCUACCCUCAUCUAAAUACGAAAGUUAUCUUCUCGCUGAAUAUCUAAGCUACGACAUAUGGGUUUACCUGGUUUUUAUUGCUUUACCGGUGCUGUAUAUAACAGCCUUUGUGUACAUUCGAUGUAAGAAGAAGAAAAACAGCAGCUAUGAACCACUGUCAGUACUUCACACUCCACAAGAAGGUGACUUGAAGUUGCUGUUUGUGCCAGUGCUCUUUCUACUGCUCAGGGUGUGGACUACUAUUUAUGACUUGACAGUUUACAGUGGCUAUAAUGAGAAUGAUCCUUAUACGAACCUGGGGAAUAAUGGCGCUCCUCCUCUGGCUAUUUUGGGUGGAAUUGGAGACAAUGCCCAAGGAUUGGUCAACGCUAUCUUGUUUUGUGUGUUCACUAAGCAAGCGAGACAACAGCUCUUCUCCAGGCAGUCGUACCUGAAUAUGUGCAAGUGUCGUCAUAACAGCAGGGAGCCAGAAUACCAGACCCCCUUUGAUGAGAGUAACAGGGAGUCAGAGUACCAGACCACCCCUGAAGAGAGUACAGAGCUGAACAUUGAUAGGCAGUUUUAUGAUAAUGCAUAUGGAGUCAUUGUGAAUACUUAAGCUCAGCAUGUUUGUGAUUAUUUGGUGUGUACUCUGUUUGGGUCUCUAUCAACACUAAGAGAGCUAGACCGCAGGGUACCAAUUAUACUUCAGAUAUUCUUUCUGUAUUAAUAGCACACCUCUCUAGAAUUUAGAGUAUGUGUUGACAGAGAUACCAUUUAAGUACAGCAUUUUUGACCAA
Molecule: messenger RNA, 1516 nt
Organism: Halichondria panicea
Lineage: Eukaryota; Metazoa; Porifera; Demospongiae; Suberitida; Halichondriidae
Product: G-protein coupled receptor 157-like
Exons: 4
Coding region: 178-1335 (385 amino acids)
Biological process (GO): cell surface receptor signaling pathway; adenylate cyclase-activating G protein-coupled receptor signaling pathway
Cellular component (GO): plasma membrane
Molecular function (GO): G protein-coupled receptor activity
Source: RefSeq, a predicted model, not a curated record